Paracoccidioides lutzii Pb01 is the source of this 669-nucleotide messenger RNA. RefSeq lists its product as hypothetical. The coding region runs from base 1 to 669 and encodes 222 amino acids. The transcript has 2 exons. Gene Ontology annotation, cellular component: mitochondrion. Gene Ontology annotation, biological process: glycerophospholipid biosynthetic process. The record is from RefSeq and is a predicted model, not a curated record.
AUGAGAAAUUCAGAAUCGUUGCCGAAGGAUAGUUACGCUUUCAAGAACGUCAUAACACCCGGUGACAUCAUCAAGACCAACCAAGACACCACCCCCUUCCGAAAAUUAACCGAUGAGGAAUACAGAAACUCGUGUGUAGGGACUUCAAAACCUCCAUCAUCGAAGCUAUUUUUGUUUUCGCUGAUAGCAGAGACUGGGCCGGCGAUCAACAGAUCAUUCUGGACCUGUGCAUCUCCAAAGGCGGUCGCAUCGGCACACGAUCCGAAACCUUUGAUGAUGGAUGGACCCCCAGUCUACUUCUCCCACAACGAUGUUGUUUGGUCUACGUCCCGUGAACAUACACGGAUUGGCAUGCGAGCCCUGCGAGCAUCUGUCAGAGCCCUUUUCAAAGAAUACUCGAAGGAACUCAAGACAACUGCAUUUGGCAAGCCUCAACUAGGGACAUUCCUGUUUGCCACAUGGCUCCUCCGACAGUGGCGCAAGGAGACACAUGGCAUCGACUCGGCACCGGAUACUGUUUACUUCGUGGGAUACGGCCAAUCCGACAAAUGUGAGAAUGAUUGGUAUUCGAUCCUGGUGAUGACGGGGCGUAUACGAAGAUGGAACUAUUCCCGCGAUUUUCGCCUAACAAGACUGUCGAAGGCGACAUCACUCGGUUAUAUUACAUAA